GUUGAGAUAUAUUUUGCCCUUUCUUACUUUAUUUGCAACGACUACAUUAGCACAAGUAGUGAAUCAUAUCGUUGUAUUUGGUGACUCCUAUUCGGACACAGGAAAUAACCAACGACUAUCCAACGGACCUUUAUGGAGUGAACACUUGGCAGUGGGCUGGAACGCCACUCAAGCCAAUUUUGCUUAUAGUGGCUCUGUCUGUAAUAAUGAUCUUUAUUCAGACCAACCUGAUAGUGAAACCUAUAUACCAAGUAUUGUAGAUCAAGUAGAGAUGUUUUAUAAACAAAACAUGUCUUUGAAUAUGCAAGAAGUUGCUUUUGCCUUUUGGGUGGGUGUGAAUGAUAUCUACAAGAUACUAGAGCAACAUCAAGUCGUGGAUUGCAUUGGUACUCAAGUGCGUCAAGUGCGUCAAGUAUUUUCUGCUCAUAAAUUCAUUGUGUUCAACAUGCCACCUAUGGAACAGAUGCCGUUUUAUGCCAAUACAGAAUUUGCUAAUACAAGAGAAAAAGCAACCAAUGAAUUCAACGAAUUCCUUCGAAAAGAUAUUGAAAAAAUGAACAAACAUCUUCAGGCCAUUGAACUUGACUUGGUAGAUGUACACAGACUCAUUCAAGACAUGGUCGAGAAAUCAGACUUGUUUGAGAUUAAGAAUGUCAAGGACCCUUAUUGGGAUGUCUGUCAAGGACAAUGCGAUGAUGCUAUAGAUAGCUAUGUCUGGUGGGACAAGACACAUUUGACAGGUGGUGUGCAUCGCUUGAUUGCCAACAGUAUCUUGAUGUCGGGUUCAUUAGCUGAAGAGACAUCACUAAGCAACGAUGUGGAUGUGAAUGCCUUGUUGAAUGAGCCCAACUCACACUAUCGAUCUGCUAUCUACAAGGCUAAAAAGAACACAGGAGCCAUGGCUAAACAGAUUGAAAAACUUAAGAAAGAAGACACAUCGACAUCAGCGGAGAAUGAUUUGGAAGUAGAUCAGGAUGAUUCGCAUGCUGGAUUCAUGUAUUUGUUUAUCUUGUGUGCUGUUCUUGCUUGUGCAGGUUUCUUUCUGUAUAAAAAGAGAAAGGGCAGCCAUUUGGCAGCUUUGUCUGGUUUGAUAAAAAAUAACAACAACAGUGAUCGAGGAAGAUUUAUGCCUUUAAGAAAUAUGGAUUCAGAAGUAUAGAAAUGUGGUCAAUUGAAAAAAAUAAAGAAUUGACAACAAUAGAAACGAUUCAAU
This is a messenger RNA of Gilbertella persicaria, 1213 nucleotides long. RefSeq lists its product as uncharacterized. The record is from RefSeq and is a predicted model, not a curated record. Gene Ontology annotation, molecular function: hydrolase activity, acting on ester bonds. The transcript has 3 exons. Lineage: Eukaryota; Fungi; Mucoromycota; Mucoromycetes; Mucorales; Choanephoraceae. The coding region runs from base 272 to 1159 and encodes 295 amino acids.